This is a messenger RNA of Haemonchus placei, 375 nucleotides long. The record is from the annotation of a GenBank genome assembly. Lineage: Eukaryota; Metazoa; Nematoda; Chromadorea; Rhabditida; Trichostrongylidae.
AUGCACAACCACUUCGUGGGUGGAGGUGGCGACUUCCUCAGUGACGACAUCACAUCUGAAGGUCUAUGCGACUCCGAUUCAGAUGACGCAAUGCAAGAAGUUGAAGAGUAUUUCUUCGAGCUGUUGGUGGACAUGGAGAUAGUGACUAGAUUGAGAAGCGCUUAUCCGACCAAGAUCAUACUAGCUCAGGCCUACUCCGAAAUCCAAGCAGAAAUGCGCGUCCUCAUGUUCAUUCUGUUGUUGUUGAUCGCUUUGUGUACCAGUUUACCCUUUCCUCAAUUCGGUGCUGAUGAUUGGGGCAAUACCUAUGUUGGAUCGAAAGAUGCGCACCUCUGGAUAACUUGUGCUACUGCUCGAUGCGCAGGAAAACGAUGA